UAAUGAAGAAUUCACUCUGGAAAGCCACAGGCGCGUUGAAGGAAUUUCAUCCCUAAUGUAGAGAUUAGGAGACCUGUAAAAUGCAGAUUGCAUGUUCCAGAAAUGAUCAGGCGACUGCAGACCAUAGCAGUGGUUUCAAGCUGUCAUUCUGUGAUACUGUGUCUAUGUGUAUACGUGUAAUGUGAGCUUCCCUUUGGGUCUUCUUUGAUACACACUGGGUGCAUCUACACAUGCAUUAAGGUACUUUAAAUUUAGUACCUUCAAUGUGAAGUACAAAAGAAAUGUGCACUAGACUGCCUUAAUGCAGAGUAACAAAUGUUAUGAUUUUUAUAUGAUCCUUAAUGCUUAGUAACCUACUUUACUGAACAUUAGCAUAAUUGUAGUUUUGUACAUGAUGUUUUAAUGUGCAAUAUAAUAGUCUACUGCACAUUAAACCGCAUGUGUAAACGCUUCCACUGAAACCUGGUUUAAGUCACCCAGGAGAUUUGCAAAAAGUUUAAUCAGUAGAUUAAAGUCUUUAAAGUCUUCAAAUUCAGGUCAAAGAAACUGACUUGGAAACUGACAAUGGCUUUGAAAUCCAGCCAGCGCUGGGGUGUUGAGUGAGCGUGAUGGGGAAGACAGCAGAGUUCUAAUCUACUGGUGAUAAGAAUUUAUCUUAUCCUCACGCCUCUGACCUUGCACUAAUCUGAGCUGCUUUCCCUCAUGUCCCCUUGCUCCUGUCUCUUAGGUAACAUUGGGUCUAUGCAGCUUUUCUCUGCAUCUCUUGUUACAGAUCCCAGGUUAAAUCAAACGCAGUGCGGAGGGACGGUAACAAUAGCAACAAACUCCAGGCACAGCCUUCAACCUUCAGAGCCUUCUUCCUUCCAGUGCAGCCCCAGACAUAGUGCUGUGGUCUGGGCCUGUCCUCUUGGCCAGUUGAGAUGAAACAAGCUGCUGCCACCUUUGUGUUUCUGCUGCAGUGAGUGUGCACAAAAAUCUAAGCCGCAAGGAGAAAUAGCUUCUGAAAUUGGCUUUCCAGGCUUCCAGUGAGGAAGCAGGGGAGUCCUUGGCAUCCCCAGAACCUGCACUGGCCUCCCCCAACUUAGUCACCUGCAGAGGAGACAGGAGAGUUUCUUGUGUUUUGGGGGCUGCCCCUUCCCCCCCACAACAAAGUGCAGUUAUAGCCAUGUAGGCCUGGACUUGCUCUGCUCACUACUGGAUACAAGCUUCGCCAUGAGACCGCUGUGCACGUCCUUAAUCUCUCUGCUCAGCCUUUCCUGCACCAGACUGCGAGGGAAUGCCCUGGGCUGGGCCAGCACAGAGUGACACCUCUUGUUUCCCCUUGGGGGCUGCUUGGCAGAUGUCCUGGCUGUCUUGGGGCUGGAGGCUGUAAUGCAGAAGGAGUGUGAGAUCGUAGGGAUUCUGCAAGACAAGCUGAAGUACAAGGAACGGCUCCAGUACAUGAAGUACUAUUUCCCCCUCAACUACACCGUGACUGUGCAAUAUGAAGAGGUGCUCAGGACAUCCAAUGUCAGCAGGCUGCGAGAUGAGGCCAUCACGGAGCCAUCACUGCGGUACCUGUGGUUCCAUGUGAGCUCCCAAGUGGUGCUGAAGAUCCGCGACGUGCUGCCAGAGCAACACCCAUCCUGGAGCUACACGCAGGAGCUCUGUGACCUUCUUGAGGGCCUGGGCGUGGAGUACGAGAAGUACAAGCAGGGGGAUAUGGAUAUAGUUGUUGCUGACCUGGUGAAGAGGAUUCAUGAUGCUGAGGCAGGGAGCAACAGGAAGCCUGUGAGACCCAAAGCACUGCUGGAUAACUGCGUCAAGGUCAUGAGGAUGCUGUACAGCACUCCAUGGUGGACAGUUUUUCUGCUGUAACAAAAUGUCCAGUAGAAGACUGUGCAGACUGAAUAGCAAGAGACAUCCCCAGUCCUCCCCUGUGACCAGGAGCUGUGCCUUCAUAGACAGUGAAGUGCUUUCCCAAGAAAAAUCAUUUAGAUGAGGGAGCCCUUUCACCACACAUCUGCACAAAAACCCCACUGGAAAAUUAUCAGAAUUUCCCAUGGGUUGGGGCAGAAAUUCCAGUUUUCAGUCAGCUGCAGCAAUAAUAAAGCCAGUGAGGGCUGUGCCUCUUUUACCUGACUGACAUGCUGUAUUCUCCAGGUCUUCCACCAACAUCCUCCUCCAUGCUGCUGGGAUCACCAGGCUUCAGAUUUUCACUAACAUCCAUUCGAUGUUGAGCUCUUCUCCAGGCUAGCUGUUUACAGCCGGGGAGCUCUGUGUCCUCACAGCUGUCCAGGCUCUGAACCUCUCCUUUUCCUGCUUCAUAGAGGAGUUCAAGCCAGAAUGAAGACCCAUGUGCAGGGCAUUGCUCUCUGCAUGUCCAGAUCCUCCUACCACAGACAGCACACAGGGGCAGAGUUGCAAUUGAUAUUAUUUCCCUGGGGGAACCUUUAUGGGCACAUGCACUGCUGCCCAUUAAUUCUCAGUCAACCCCAAUCAGCCAGUGGGGUGAGAAUGAAGCCACUAUCCUACAAGACGUACCUCCUUUGGGUCCCAGAUGGUGGGGUUUGUUCUCUGAGGCCAAGGUUGGCCACUGCUCUGGUACUGGUCUCCAGUUAAGACACACCCAGGCGCAGGGGCUUAUCUCUGGUCCCUGUCUCACUGCAAGCCUGCAAAACUGGUGGGCAUCAGGGCCAUGGGUGCUGAGCAAGGGUGCUGUACAAAAGUAGGUGCAGAAACAGUUUGGCAGUGAGAGAGGACAAAAGCAAUGGUGUAACCAUUGUCAUGACUCUGGAUGUCUUCUACUUUCCUCAGAAACAUGUGAUCACUCAAGCCUGAGUUUGCCUUGGAUCAAAAUGACCUCUCCCCAGUUAUUGUCAAUUGGGUUGAAGCCAGAAAGAUGGUUGCCAUAUCUGCCUGUGGAAGCAAGAUUGGUCCAAAAGUGGCUACCAUUGGUGAUGUGUAGGGGGUAUAUGUGGGUGCACGUGCACCCUCUGAGAUUUGUCGUGCACCCCCUGAGAUUGGCGGGGGGUUGCCACUCGCUCCCCCGCCAAUGCUGCUGGCGGCAUGUGCGGGUGGUCGCCAAUCACCACUCGGCGCUUGCCACCCCUCUCCUCACCGCUGACACUGCUGCAGCCACCUGCGGGCGGUCCUCACUCGGCCCAAUCUCGCCACUGACAUCUCCGCAGCCAACUGUGGGCGGUCCCCACUCACUGCUGCCAUGCCCCUACCGCUGCUGCUGCCUGCAGGCCCCAGUUCAUGGUGGCUGCCAUCUGCAGCUGCUAAGAAAAUGGAAGCCAUGUGCAGGGGGAAAUGACUACAGUUAGAGGGGCCUGGGAGACAGGGUCCUUGGGGGUUGGGGUACAGCUGUGAAAUGUGCACAAGGGGAAUGAGGUAGGCAUUAGGGGGAAAGAGGUGGAUGUAGGAAUUGCAGGGGAAGAUGAGUGGGAACAUUUAAGAAGGAAAAUAGGGGGCAGGGAGAAGACAAUGCUCAGAAGAGGUGGGAGGCUGAGAAAAGAAGGAUGUAAGGGCAGCAGAAGCCCCAAUAAGCAAAGAAGCCACAGGUGAGGAUAGUAAAGGAAGGACAGGAGGCUGGAAAUUCCCCUGUCAGAAACCAAAGCCUUGAGCUAAGAGGGGAAGUGGGUGGCCUGGUGGAUGCACAAGCAGGAGGAGGCAACGGGGGAGGCCUUCUCAUUCUUCCUGUGAAAGUAGGGCAAUAGCUCAGGUCUUCGUGUAUGAAUGCAUGGAGCAUGACUGGAACAGCAGAGUUGGUGGGAUAGCUCACAUGACUGGAGCAGUCAUGGAUAAACUGGAAUGCAUAAACUGUUCAGGAAAGACAGGCAGGGGAGAAGAGGGGAAGGAAUUUAAUGUAAAAUUUCAUGUAAAAGCUGUACAGCUUCAGUAUGAAAUAGGACAGGCCAGUAGAAAGUCUCUGGGUUUGGGUCAAAGAAGAGAGCAACAAGGGUGAUGUUGUGGUGGGUAUCUUCUAGAUACCACCAGUCCAGGAGGGUAAGGUGGAUGAAGCUUUCUUCAAACAGCUUGCAGAAUUUUCAGAUCAUGGGCCCUGGUUCUCAUGGGGGACUUCAAUCAUCCUGACAUCUGCUAGGAGGGCAAUACAGCAGUGCACAGGCAAUCCAAGAAGUUUUUGGAUGGGGAGAGUAUUGGGGACAAUUUCCUGGUGCAAGUGUUGGAGAGAUCAACUAGGGGCCGUGCUCUUUUUGACCUGGUAUUCACAAACAGCCAGGAAUUGAUGGGGAAUAUCAGUGCCCAAGUGCAUGGCAACUUGGGCAUCAGCAACCACAAGAUGAUUGAGUUCAGGAUCCUGAGAAAAGGAAGGAAGGAGAGCAGCAGAGUUAGGACCCUGGGCUUCAGAAAAGCAUACUUCAACUCGCUCGGGGAACUGAUGGUCAGGAUUCCCUGGGAAGCCAAACUGAGGGGGAAAGGAGUCUGGGAGAGCUGGUUGUAUUUUAAAGAAACCUUACUGGGCACAGGAAUGAACCAUCCCGAUGAGCAGGAAGACCAGCAAG
Molecule: messenger RNA, 4508 nt
Organism: Alligator sinensis (Chinese alligator)
Lineage: Eukaryota; Metazoa; Chordata; Crocodylia; Alligatoridae
Gene: IL34
Product: interleukin 34
Exons: 6
Coding region: 1372-1857 (161 amino acids)
Biological process (GO): positive regulation of macrophage differentiation; positive regulation of cell population proliferation; positive regulation of protein phosphorylation
Molecular function (GO): cytokine activity; macrophage colony-stimulating factor receptor binding
Source: RefSeq, a predicted model, not a curated record